Messenger RNA from Polyodon spathula (Mississippi paddlefish), 2287 nucleotides. RefSeq names its product magnesium transporter NIPA3-like. The transcript has 6 exons. Gene Ontology annotation, biological process: magnesium ion transport. Gene Ontology annotation, molecular function: protein binding; magnesium ion transmembrane transporter activity. The record is from RefSeq and is a predicted model, not a curated record. Gene Ontology annotation, cellular component: membrane. Bases 160 to 1401 code for a protein of 413 amino acids. Lineage: Eukaryota; Metazoa; Chordata; Actinopteri; Acipenseriformes; Polyodontidae.
GAGUCAGUAUUUAUAUUGCACUUUCCUUAUUGAUGUACAUCACGUCAGCGAAGGAAUUAAGUUGUAGAAAGAGAUCUAACAAUUGCAACUUUUAAGUAAAACUCACAAAUUUGACGUUGGAGAACAACUUGGAAAGUAAAAAAAAAAUAAGUAAAUAAAAUGGGAGACCCUCUGGUGGUCCAGGCUCAUCAACAAUGCACACAGGGAGCUGUUUUAUCUGUUGUCUGCCCAGCCUCAUCUGCACAGGCCCUCUGUAAAAUCACCAAUGUAUCAGUCCUGAAGGAAACAAGCAUUUCAAAUGGAAGCAACCUGGACCAAUCAUUGCUAGCCUGUGAUAAGUACAACAUCUACAUUGGCUUGGUCCUAGCAGUGAGCUCAAGUCUUUUCAUUGGCUGCAGCUUUAUACUCAAGAAGAAGGGCCUACUGCAAUUGGCUAAAAAGGGAACAACUAGAGCAGGAUUUGGUGGCCAUGCUUACCUCAAGGAAUGGAUGUGGUGGGCUGGACUUAUUACCAUGGGAGUAGGGGAAGCAGCAAACUUUGCUGCAUAUGCCUUUGCGCCUGCCACACUGGUUACUCCCUUAGGUGCACUGAGCGUUCUCAUAAGUGCAGUUCUUUCCUCCUACUGCUUGGAUGAGCAACUCAAUAUUCAUGGGAAGUUGGGCUGCAUGCUGAGUCUUCUGGGAUCAACAAUAAUGCUAAUCCACGCUCCACAAGAAGAGGAAGUAAAAACCUUAGAUGAAAUGGGAAGCAAACUGAAAGACCCCGGUUUUAUAGCUUUUGCCAUCGUUGUACUCACAGUCUCGUUGGUGCUGGUGUGCGCCAUUGCUCCAAAAAAGGGACAAAGCAACCUCUUGAUUUACAUCUCCAUCUGCUCUCUGAUUGGAGCCUUUUCUGUGUCUUCUGUGAAGGGCCUGGGUCUUGCCAUCAAAGAGCUACUUGAAGAAAAGCCAGUAUACAAAGACCCAUUGCUCUAUAUUCUUCUAGUGACAUUGGCGAUUUCAGUUAGCACCCAGAUCAACUACCUCAACAAAGCGCUGGAUACCUUCAACACGUCAGUAGUGACGCCAGUGUACUAUGUGUUUUUCACCACAGUGGUGGUUGCUUGCUCUGUAAUUCUUUUCAAAGAAUGGAACAGCAUGAGUGUGGCUGAUAUCUUUGGCAACCUCAGUGGAUUCUGCAUCAUAACCAUUGGCAUUUUUCUCUUGCAAGCCUUCAAAGACUUUAACUUUACCUGGAAGAUGCUACCUUCUAUAGCUAACAAGGGCAGCUAUCAUGUAGCAAUGAGUGGACCUGAUGACCAACAACACAAUCUAUUGGAAAACAUGGAUGACCAAUGCAUCAUGUGUGAGGAUGAAAGUAUGUCUGGCAAGAAAAUGGAACAGCUGAAGGAUAGCCACUAGAACAUUUAAAAAGUACUUACAUAAUGACAGUUUAUAUGCUGAUAUGGCACUAUAUUUAUUUUUGCUUGCACUUUGACAUUUCUUUUUCUUCAUAUGCAAACACAUUUACUUUUAGGACCUGGAAUGUUAGUAUUUUGAUCCAGAACAUAAUUUUUCAUGAAUUUUCUCUAAAACUAAUAUACAUUUUAAUAUCGAUAUUGUUCAUAUUACAGAGCUAUGAAAAGAACAAGUGUCUCAAAUGAAUUGCGCAACAUGAAAUUUUUAUUUUCCUACCAUUUGCAAUCUACUAAUCAAUGAUAAUUAGAUAACAUCUUCUGGCAGUGUGAAUUAAUAUACAAUAUCUAAUAGUUUGUCAUAACCUAAUCUAUUAAAAUCACUCAUAUAAAAUCAAUUUCAUUUGACAUUCUGAUAACAGUUCGCCAAGACACGACUCUUCUAAGUAGUGACCAAAAAUUAAAUUUCCAAGAUCCGUUGUUCAAGAGCAAAUCACUCAAAGGGCAAUUUGGUAAGAAAAUGGAUUUUAUAUUACAAGGGUGAAACAAAAGAAAAAUAGUUUAAAAAGAUCAAAUACGAGUAUUGAGCUGAUCAGUAAAACAGUGGUGAUAAUUAGGUAGGGUAAUACAAACCUCUUGGAUUUGGUCAGUCUACUAGGUUCCUUGUAUAGAGAUCAUUAUUGUGCAGUAGAUGCACUCCAAACCUAAAAGGCCAUUUUAAAAAACACCUUGUUGAACCAGUAAAAGACUGCUGAGACAGACAUUGAUGCUUAAUUACAACAAAAAGAACCAUUUUAAAUAUGGGACUGUCUAUGUAUGUCAAACUUCAUAUUUAUACUUUUAAAAAUGUAACUUUUGUAUUAUUAUUUAUAAUAGUGUAAUUUUAUAAAUAU